This is a messenger RNA of Argentina anserina (silverweed cinquefoil), 1720 nucleotides long. Its product is annotated as inactive beta-amylase 4, chloroplastic. The record is from RefSeq and is a predicted model, not a curated record. Gene Ontology annotation, molecular function: beta-amylase activity. Lineage: Eukaryota; Viridiplantae; Streptophyta; Magnoliopsida; Rosales; Rosaceae. Gene Ontology annotation, biological process: polysaccharide catabolic process.
UGUGUUUGUGUUUGUGUUUGUGUUUGAUCCAUGGCAAUGGCUGAGAAUGGUGGAGUUGUCUCCAAAUGCACUCCAAGGAGGAGCUUCCGUUUCAGACAUCCCAAUCUCCGAAAUGUUGCCAGAAUCCCUCUCUUUAAAAACGCCGCCCUCUUCACUCGCUCCCCAUCCACCAUUCUCAGCAUGAGUGCACAAGGGAAAUCAAGGCCUUCGAUAUUGUUGUCUACAAGACAUAGGAGGAUACCCAUAUAUGUGAUGAUGCCUGUAGAUGCAUUCUGCAUUGAUGGUUCUGGUAUUCCAAGGAUUAGGAGACUCAAGGCCUUGGCAGUAUCUCUAAAAGCACUCAAGUUAGCAGGUGUCCAUGGAGUUGCAGUUGAGGUUUGGUGGGGGGUCGUAGAACGUUUCUCUCCCCUUGCAUAUGACUGGUCUCUAUAUGUUCACCUUUUUAAGCUGAUUUCUGACUCAGGAUUGAAGGUGCAUGUUGCCUUGUCCUUUCACUCAAAUAUAAACUCUUCUUCUAGCAGAAAUGUGGGUGUAAGUCUUCCGCUUUGGAUCAGGCAGAUUGGUGAUAUCAAUAAGCAUAUAUACUAUCGAGACAAAAAUGGGUUCUCCAGUGAUGAUUAUCUUACGUUAGGGGUUGAUCACCUUCCUCUGUUUUGUGGCCGGACUGCCCUUCAAUGUUAUGAAGAUUUUAUGACCAGCUUUGUUAAGAAAUUUGAAUCUCAUAUUGGAUGUGUGAUCGAGGAAAUUUGUGUCGGUCUUGGUCCUUCUGGUGAACUUAGGUAUCCUGCACAUUUUGGUGACGGUAAAUGGAAGUUUCCUGGAACUGGCGAGUUCCAAUGCUAUGACAAGUACAUGCUGGACAACCUAAAGAUGGCUGCAUGCAAGGAAGGGAAGCCUCAAUGGGGACAUAGGGGACCACUAAAUGCUGGCUGUUACAACAGUCUUCCAUCUGGAGCUCCCUUCUUUGAAGAAGGAGAGGAAAGCUUUCUUUCUGAUUAUGGGUGCUUUUUCCUUGAAUGGUAUAGUGGUUGUUUGCUUGGUCAUGCAGAUGCUAUUCUUGAAAAGGCAGCUAAAGUUUUGAACAAGUUUAAAGAAAACAAGCAAGCUUCUGUUCUGUUAGUAGCUAAAAUUGGUGGAAUAUAUUGGUGGUACCAAACAGUAGCACACCCUGCUGAACUCACAGCUGGAUACUACAACACUGCUCUUAGGGAUGGUUAUGAUCCUGUUGCUUUAAUUUUGUCUCGUCAUGGAGCUGCUUUGCAUGUCUCUUGCUUGGAAAUGAUGGAUGAUGAAACACCAGAAUCCUUUCUUUGCAGCCCAGAAGGAUUACGGAAACAGAUAUGCAGUGCUUCAAAGAAAAGGAUAAUACAUUUGAUUGGAAGAAACACCAACGAACGAUAUGACAGGGUUAGUCUAUGGCAAAUACAUGCCAACUGUUAUCAUUCUCAGGCCGAAGCUUUAAGAUCAUUCACUUAUUUUAGGAUGAAUGAUAAGAUCUUUAAGGCUGAAAACUGGAGUAACUUUGUUCCUUUUGUUAAAAAGAUGAGCACAAGUUGGUGAAGCACCUGAUAAGACCCCAUUUAACCUUUGACUGAGCGAUCUUCAGCAACAGUCACCCAUAAUAUUUUUCCUUUUGUUUUGUGUUGUUUCCUGGUUGUUUUGCCUUUUGUUUUUGUAAGGCAGAACACAGCUUUGUAACUCUGUUGUAUGGUGACUUAAU